Lobosporangium transversale is the source of this 1092-nucleotide messenger RNA. RefSeq names its product S-adenosyl-L-methionine-dependent methyltransferase. The transcript is spliced from 2 exons. The record is from RefSeq and is a predicted model, not a curated record. NCBI's taxonomy places the organism in Eukaryota, Fungi, Mortierellomycota, Mortierellomycetes, Mortierellales, Mortierellaceae. Gene Ontology annotation, molecular function: S-adenosylmethionine-dependent methyltransferase activity. Bases 108 to 920 code for a protein of 270 amino acids.
CACAAAGACAUUCACACACAUAUAUAUAUAUACACACAUACAUACAUACACGCGAUCAACUUUUUCUUUUUUAUUCUUCUGCUUCACAUCAAAGUUAAGUUACAACCAUGGCCACUUUCUCAAGUAAGACUUUCAAUAGCGCACUCUAUCAAUCUUUCCGUCCAGGAUAUAAUGCCAAUUUCUUCAAGAUGGUAUACGACUACCAUUCACGCAAUCAUGGCCAGUUUGAUGUGGCUGUUGAUGUUGGCACAGGUACCGGUCAAGUCGCGUCCGUUUUGGCUGAAAAGUUCAAGCAGGCCUAUGGUGUGGACGCUUCGGAAACCAUGCUAGCUUCUGCAGUCCAGAAGCCCAAUCUCACUUAUUACGCCAAUAAAGGGGAGGAUCUAAAGGAUAUUUCAUCAGGAUCAGUGGAUGUUCUGACGAUUGCGGAGGCUAUUCAUUGGCUCGAUCGCCCAAAGUUCUUCUCAGAAGUCAAGCGUGUUCUCAAACCUCAUGGGACCUUUGUAGCUCUGGGUUACGGAUUUCCAGUAUUUGAGAAAUAUCCUCGAGCUAGUCAGCUGAUUUUUGAAUUGGGAAAUGAACCAGAUAAAUUGGGACCCAUUUGGGAAUUGGGUCGGUUGAUCGCGGAUAAUUUGUACAAGUGUAUUGAGGUUCCUUUGGAUGAUGUAGAGCGACAUUAUUUCCCUAAUAACAAGGACGGUUAUCCUUUACUCAUGUCGGAACAGGUGUCGAUGGAGCAUUUCCGAAACUAUCUCAAGACUUGGUCAGGAUACAAGACUUUUAGUGAAAGGCAUCCUGAACGACCUGAUAUUGUUGAUGAGACCAUUGAGGCCAUCUUGAAAGAAGAGGGCCUGAAGAAUGAGGAUGUUGUUGAUGUCACUUGGCCCACAGUCCUCAUCUUGGCCAGGAAUAACGCAUAGAGCAAAAGCCGUAGAGCAAAAAGCAUGGAAUAUAAGGCAUAGAACAAGACGUAAAAGAUUUUUUUCCUUCUUCCUUGUCAGAGGGGAUAGAUGUAAAUGGCAAGAAAACAUGUAGAUGAAGAUCUUGAACUAUGCAGGAGCCUAAAAUAUAUUUUUUCAAGGGCUAUAUCAU